AUGUGGAUCAGCGACUGUAUGAGCCACAAGAUGUCUGACGCGUGCUUUGUGACAGGCGGCACUUGCGAGGCUCUCCAGAUCCAGGGUCAGCCAGUCUCCCUGGAGCUGAAGACAGUCACGGGCCAGUCAGUUGUGUCCAGCUCAGUCGUUGAUGACCUGGUGAUUGAGCCUGUGCAGGGAGGUGACAGCAUCGUCCUUCCUCAGUGCUAUUCGCGUGAGGUGAUUCCAGCAGAGCGUUCGUGCAUCCCCAGAAGAGAGUCUGCCAGGAAGUGGUCUCACCUGGCGCCGAUCGCAGAUGAGAUACCGCUGUACUACCCUGCAGCUGGAAUCGGCCUUCUCGUCGGGAUGAACUGCCCAAAAGCCGUGAAGCCCAGAGACGUCAUCACAGGUGACGACAACGACCCGUGGGCUGUAAGGACCGUACUGGGAUGGGGCAUCGUAGGCCCUGUCUGUGACAGCGAGAACAUCAAUUCUGGAUGCCAGUACAUCGACGCAGGAAAAGGAACCCGCAGGCUGUGUCACUUCGCAUUCAGGACUACAGCUCAUGAGAUGACUCCUCAGCAGCUUCAUGAGAUGUUUGAACAGGACUUUGUGGAGACAAGAGAGGAGAAACCACAGUCAGUUGAAGACAGGAUGUUCCUGAAGAUGAUGUCCGAAGAGAUCCAUCAGAAAGAAGACGGGCACUACGAGAUGCCGCUUCCGCUGAAGGGAGACGUCAGACUGCCGAACAACAGAGCUGCAGCAGUGCAGCGCCUCAAAGGACUCCGCUCGAAGCUAGUACGAAAUGAUGCAUUCCGGCGUGACUACACAACGUUCAUGGAAGCCACGAUCGCCAAUGGUCACGCUGAGAAGGUCCCAACAGAUGAACAGCAGCUCAGCAAUGGCAGGGUAUGGUAUUUGCCCCACCACGGCAUAUACCACCCGAAGAAGCCGGACAAAAUCCGUGUCGUUUUUGACUGUAGCACCGAAUUUGGUGGAGAGGUGCUGAACAGUCAUCUAUUGCAAGGACCCGACAUGACGAACAGCCUCGCCGGAAUCCUCUGUCGUUUUCGGAUGAAACCGAUCGCUCUUACAUGUGAUAUCAGAGGCAUGUUCAAUCAGGUGGGGGUCAACAGAACCGAUCGUAACUUCCUGAGGUUCCUCUGGUGGGAAAACGGUGACGUGAAUCAGGAGCCCGAGGAGUACCGAAUGACGACACAUUUGUUCGGCGCAAGAUCUUCACCAGCAUGUGCUAUGUUCGCCCUCAGAACAGCAGCCGACAGCUACGCAGAUGAAAGUGGAAAAGAAGCUGCCGACUUCGUAAGAAGAAACUUUUACAUCGACGACGGUCUCACGUCCGUAGAUGACGAAGACACAGCUGUGCGCCUCAUCGACGCGACUCGCCAGUUGUGUAAGCAGGGUGGAUUUGAACUACACAAGCUGUCGUCUAACAGCGUUGAAGUCCUGAAAUCUGUGCCGCCAGAGAGCCGCUGCUCUACUACGCAGAGUCUGGAAGCCGGAGCGGGCAGGCUGCCCAUCCAGCGAGCUCUUGGCAUAGAGUGGGACACAGAAAACGACGUACUUCAGUUCAGUGUGAAGCCCAACGAGAAACCACCAACUAGAAGGGGGAUGCUGUCUGUGGUUAGCUCCAUAUUUGACCCCCUCGGCUUCAUCUCUCCAUUUAUUCUGAGAGGCAAGCAAAUUCUAAAGGAGUUGUGCCGUGAUGGUCUCGGCUGGGACGACCCAGUCCCAGAGACUCUGCUGAUGCGCUGGAAUGAAUGGAUGUCAGAGCUGGAGACCCUGUCAACCCUGAAAAUUCGAAGAUGUUACACACCGAUGGACUUCGGAGACCUGCAGCAAGUGGAACUGCACCACUUCUCCGAUGCCAGCACGCACGGAUACGGUCAGUGCAGUUACCUCCGCCUCAUAGACGACCAGAACAGAGUCAGCUGUAGACUUGUGAUGAGUAAGGCCAGGGUGACUCCUUCCAAACCCGUUACAGUCCCUCGCCUCGAGCUCACCGCAGCACUGAUUUCCGUUCAAGUGAGCAGCUUCCUUCAGAAAGAACUUGACCUCGGCAGUGUCGCCGAAUUCUUCUGGACCGACAGCAAGGUGGCCAUCGGCUACAUCUCCAACGAGGCCAGACGCUUCCACGUGUUUGUGGGAAACCGAGUCCAACAGAUUAGGGAUCGUACAGAGCCCCGUCAAUGGCGGUAUGUCGAGUCCAAGAUGAAUCCUGCUGAUCUCGCCUCAAGAGGCACGAGCGCCGCCGAGCUCAGAGACAACACCUUGUGGUGGUCCGGACCACCAUUCCUGAACAGUGUGAACCCACUGCCGGAUCAGAAGGUGAGCCCAACUGUGGACCAGAGUGACCCUGAGGUGAAGCACACCAUUCGACCAGUCGUUACGUUUCAGACUGCUGCAUCAGAGACACGUCCCCGUGCCACCGUGACCGAGAGACUUCAGCGUUUCUCGACCUGGCACCGGGCCAAGAGAGCUGUUGCGCUAUGUCUGAGGUACAUGGACGUGCUGCAGGGACGGCGCCACUCAGUUGGACAACCACUGACGGUUGAAGACCUGCAAAGAGCAGAGACAGCGAUGAUAAGGGCUACGCAAGCUGAAGCGUUCCCAGAAGAGCUGAAAGUGUUGAAGAAGAUGAAGAAGACUGAUGAAGUGAAGAUGAGUGUCAAGAAGACCAGCAGGCUCGUGAGGUUGGAUCCUUUCCUUGGAGCCGAUGGAUUGAUUCAUGUAGGCGGCAGGAUCCGAAGGGCAGAACUACCAGUGACUGAGCUGCACCCAGUCAUCCUCCCGCGAGCAAGUCACGUCACCUGCCUACUUGUCGACCACUGCCACCAGAGAACCCGCCACGCUGGCCGCGGGAUGACCCUAGCAGAGAUCCGCUCUGCAGGGUUCUGGGUAGUUGGAGCCAGAGGUGUAGUCUCGCGCCACAUCCUGGCCUGUGUGACCUGCAAGAAGAUCCGUGGAUCUCCAGUGGAGCAGAAGAUGGCUGACCUGCCGGAAGACCGCCUGAGCCCUGCCGAGCCGUUCACGCACAGUGCAGUGGACCUGUUCGGCCCGUUUUACAUCAAGGAACGGCGGAGCGAGCUCAAACGAUGGGGAGUUCUGUUCACUUGCAUGGCAUCAAGGGCUGUGCAUAUUGAGACGGCCAAUUCCCUCACGACAGACUCCUUCUUGAAUGCUUUCAGGAGGUUUGUCGGUAGACGCGGUCCAGUGAGAACGCUACGCUGCGACAGGGGCACAAAUUUCGUCGGCGGGAAGAACGCGAUGGAAGAAGCUUUGAAAGAAAUGGACCACGAGAAAGUUCAAAGGGAGCUCCUGAAAGAGAACUGUGAUCUCGUCGAGAUGAAGAUGAAUGUGCCGUGCGCCAGCCACAUGGGCGGCACGUGGGAGCGGAUGAUUCGCUCCGCAAGAGGUCAGCUCGACGACGAGACGCUGAGAACAGUGAUGGUGGAGGCCGAAGCAAUCAUGAACAGCCGUCCCAUAUCCUCUCCCGACAUGACCCAAACUGACCUAGUAGAACCGCUAACACCUAACCAAAUACUAACUCAAAAGACUAGACGAGUACUGCCCCUCCCUGGUAGAUUCCAGUCAGCAGAUGCUUACUCUCGCCAGCGCUGGCGUAGAGUCCAGCUAGUAGCAGACCGCUUCUGGUCAAGAUGGAGGACGGAGCUCUUGUCUUCACUCCAAGAGCGCCGACGAUGGAGGUCGGCGAGGCCCAACGUUCAACCGGGCGACGUCGUGCUCCUGAUGGAGGAAUCUCCGAGAGGCAGCUGGCCUCUGGGCCGGAUCGUCGAGGCCGUGCCCAGCCGUGACGGCCUGGUGAGGAAGGUGAAGGUUCGCUCCGGAGGCCGGGACCUGGAGCGGCCUGUGCACGGCAUCGUCGGCCUGACGCGCUGA
Amphibalanus amphitrite is the source of this 3897-nucleotide messenger RNA. RefSeq lists its product as uncharacterized. The record is from RefSeq and is a predicted model, not a curated record. Gene Ontology annotation, molecular function: nucleic acid binding. NCBI's taxonomy places the organism in Eukaryota, Metazoa, Arthropoda, Thecostraca, Balanomorpha, Balanidae. Bases 1 to 3897 code for a protein of 1298 amino acids. The transcript is spliced from 2 exons.